Molecule: messenger RNA, 2635 nt
Organism: Pocillopora verrucosa
Lineage: Eukaryota; Metazoa; Cnidaria; Anthozoa; Scleractinia; Pocilloporidae
Product: protein lev-9
Cellular component (GO): extracellular region
Molecular function (GO): peptidase inhibitor activity
Source: RefSeq, a predicted model, not a curated record
AACGUUUUAUAGAAGUUUACGGUGAGGUUCUGUCGAAACUCGCUGACUCCCAUAUCACGACUAGCACUCUUUAGCUGCUUGUGUACAUAAUUAUUCCCCCUCCUCUCUCAUUUUUUUCCCGACAACUGCCGCAGCUUAUCAGACAUAUCUAGCUGUGAAAGAACAUAGCCAUUUCUUAGUAAUAAUAUCAUUUCCGGUUGAGUUGACCGUAACUUGAGGAACUCAUUUUGUCGAAGCGUUUUAGUGAUGCGUUGGAACGGAGGCUAUAAACGUGUAGAAUUCGAAUCGAUAUAUAUAACAAUGUGGAAAACACUUCUCUUGGGGGCGAUUUUCCUUUGCUGUUAUCCAGUCAUUGAGGGCAAACCAAGGCAGAGUGGCUGCCCCAGAACAAAUAAGGUACGAUUCUGUGGCAAGACCUGCUCGACUGACGGAGAUUGCCGAGGAAAUAGAACAUGUUUAUGUGAUGGAGACUGUGGAAUGAUUUGCGUUAAAAACAACCUCAGAUGUGAAAACUUACCUAAGGUAAAAAAUGGUCGUUCUAGCUUCAGCAACGGCAGCUACUUUCGCAGCGUGGUGACAUAUGAGUGUAAGAAAGGGUAUAGACUCCGCGGCUCGGUAGAACGAACUUGUAGAGCCACAGGAAAAUGGGAUGGAGCGAAAGCGAGAUGCAGAACCUUGUGUCAGAAUCCAGGACACAUCUCUUUUGGAAACAGACGAAUUGAACAUAUUAAGGGUGUGAAGUAUAUUCAUUUCUGGUGUUUUGAUGAAGACAUGUUUAAAAUGGUAGGAACUCCUCGAAUACGGUGCCAGGAAAACGGACAAUGGAGUGCUCCAAAGCCAAAAUGCAUUCAUUCACCUCCCUUAUGUGACAAGCCGAACAUCCCAGACGAAGCUGCUGUUAUCUACCCUCGGUCAAUGGAUAGGGAAUUCAAAUACGGUGACAGAGUGCUAUUGAAAUGCAAGGAAGGAUAUUUUAAGUCAGGACUUGGUGUUUACCAAUGUAAGAAAGGCAACAGGUGGAGUGGAGGCAUCACCUGCUCACCUAAAAACUGUGGCCGCCCAAACGAUAUCCCUAACGGAAAGAUCAUAGGAUACGUAUAUUCCUUUAAAGAAAAGAUCAGAUACGAGUGCAAUGAAGGCUACAAUCUUAAAGGACCAUCUUAUAGAACAUGCCAGGCUAACGAGAAAUGGGGCGAUAAAGACCCUAUUUGUGAAGUUGUGGAUUGUGGCCCCUUACAAAAGCCAGAUCAUGGAGAUAUAAUAGAGCAAGUAGCGUUUACCUAUGGAAAUAGAAUAGUGUUCGACUGCACAGAGACGGGUUAUGAGAUGAAAGGAUCAAGAGUAAGGACAUGCUUAAGUGAUGGAACAUGGAGUGGCUCUCUUACAACAUGCGAAGCACCAUGUGCUAGGCCCACCAUACCUGUGAAUGGCAAAAUAGUUGGAAAUAUCUUCAGUCAUGGAAAAUCUGUAAACUUUUACUGUGAUUCUGGCUAUAAAAGAGUUGGCGCCCGUUCGAUUAAAUGCGAUGAUGGUAAAUGGGAUAAGCCGUCUCCAGUCUGCAAAGGCAUUUGCUCAACACCGAGAGAUCCACAGAACGGAAAAUUGCAUCAGAAGGUGCCCCCAGAACGUUUCCUUGACGGAGAUGAAGCAAAAUUCUUUUGCAACAGCGGUUAUGACUUGAUUGGUAAAAAGAAACUUCGUUGUGUUGGAAAAGUGUGGGAUUCCAGCGAGCCUGAAUGUAAAGUGCAAGACUGCAAACCCCCAACUAUUCCUAUAAACGCGAGGAUUUCAAAUCCGAGCAAUAAAUACCAUUCUGGUUAUAAAGUCACAUUCAAAUGUAAUGAAGGUUACAACCAAGAAGGGAUAGCAACUCAAAUGUGUUUCCUUGGUUCGUGGACCGUGCUGCCUUUCAAAUGUACAGGUGCGUGCAAUGCCGUCCUGGGAAUGCACAACAAGAAAAUUCAAGACAGCAGCAUCACAGCAUCGUCGCAAUUAAGUCUAAACCAUGUUCCUUCCCUUGCGCGCCUUGACAGUGUGCAGGGGGCCUGGUGCUCGGCUCCAACCGACAAUCUGACCUACAUAGAAAUACUGCUGAGCGAGGAAAAGUUUCUUACUUUGAUUAAGACGCAGGGAAGCAAAAAGGACUUAAGAUGGGCAACGAAGUACGAAAUUCAAUACCAGAAGGAUGGACAAUGGAUCGUUUACAGGAAAACGGACGGAACCCGGACAUUUGAUGGAAAUGUUGGCGUAACAUCCUUAAACGCUAUCGCGCUCCAACCUCGAAUUAGAACACGUUCAGUCCGUAUCUACCCAAAGUUUCCAUUAUCUUUGGAUGGCGAUGCGUCUCUUAUGAAUGUUUCCUGUCUCCGACUGGAAUUAUACGGCUGCUCUGCCCCUGUUGAUGGCUCGUGGGGCGCGUGAGUAGUAUAGAAAGUUGGCGUUGCGAGAUCAAUUUGAAAAUGACUUCGAAGUCUACUCAAUACUACGUAAAAUUUGAUAGAAACUAUUUUAAAAACCCCAAAAAGUUAUACUUUAUGCAUAAGAAAAUUUUCAAUCAUGAUUCUUGUAAAAAAAAUAAAAUUAUAGUUUCCAAAAAAAAUCUUCACGAAAAAAAGAAACAUCUGUGAUAUUAUUU